GAGAAUGGAAAACAAAACAUGAGGCUGAGGGUGAGGGCUGAAGCCAAACUGACAGCAACUCUAUUAAUAGUGAUGUGAUAAAUAAUAUUAUUAAGAAGAAGAAGAAGAAGAAGACUGAGUGUAAAAGGACUGCGCAUAGUUUCCACGCGCCGACCCAAUCCCCACUUUGAAGCCAAGCAAAGGAAGGUCUCCGUCCCCUCCACCUCAGAACUCUAAUCAAAUCAAUGAUUCUACGACGCCAUCAUCCAUCCAUCACCUCUCUCUCUCUCUCUCUCUCUCUCUCUCUCUAGGGUUUGAAAAGAACAUCUGAAGAACAUCACUCACCGCUACCAAUACCAUCCUAGGGCUACAUGUGUAUGCCUGUAUUAUUAUUAUCAUUAUUAUGACACAAGAGAAUGAUGAUGAAGAUUGUCGUGGUUUUCUUCUCUUUUUACCGUAGGUAAUUGAGGAGCAGCAGCACCACCUCCUACGCUCCCGCUCCCGCCUCCGCCUCCGCCUCCGCCUCCGCCAUCCAGACCCAUGAUGGAGAAUGGUCCUGGGAAUUUGCCGGAUAGAAUGUCCGCGUUAGCAGUAAAUGAUUCGUCCCCCAACCACGGCAGCAAUAGUGAGAGCUUAUUUCAGGUCAUGAAAGCAGUGGAAGCUGCCGAAGCCACCAUCAGACAGCAGGUUGAGGAGAAUGAUAGAUUGAGGAUUGAACUUCAAAGAAAAGCCAAGGAAUUGGAAAAAUAUGUAACUAGUGAGGGUCCUUCAAUGCAAUCUCGUGCAGAAAACCACCCUGAGAGUAGCGGGAUUAAUGGCACGUUGAAAGUGCUUCCUGGUGGUCAGGCAUCUGCAGAAAAUGCUGGCUUCUCUCACUUUUCUUCACCGUAUGCGACAUCUCCCAGCAGGUAUCAGAUGGAAGGAGAAAGUGAUCCACGUUUUAAUUUGUAUGGACAUGGGAUGAUGACAAUGGCGGAAGUAAAUAAUCCCAGAAGCCUUUGGAAGCAGGAUCUUGCCUUUAAGAUUCGGGAGCAUGAAGAAGAAAUUGUGCAGCUGCGAAAGCACCUUGUUGAGUAUUCUAUCAAGGAAGCACAAAUACGCAAUGAGAAGUAUGGUUUGGAAAAGCGCAUUGCUCAUAUGCGAAUGGCUUUUGAUCAACAGCAACAGGACCUUGUUGAUGCUGCAUCAAAAGCACUUUCAUACAGACAAGACAUAAUUGAAGAAAAUAUACGUCUUACAUAUGCAUUACAGGAUGCACAGCAAGAAAGAACAACUUUUGUAUCAUCUCUGCUGCCUCUUCUUGCAGAGUAUUCUCUGCAGCCACAAGUUCCUGAUGCACAGUCAAUUGUCAGCAAUCUUAAGGUUUUGUUUAAGCAUUUGCAUGAGAAGCUUGUUGUUACUGAGACAAAGCUGAAGGAGUCACAUUAUCAAUUGGCUCCAUGGCGUUCUGAUAUGAAUCAAGCAAAUAUUGCUCCACCUUCACCAUCUCACUUCAUUGGUGCAGCACUGAACAAAAAUGGGCUUGAACUGGUGCCUCAGCAAUCAUAUUCUCAUGAAAAGAUUACGAUUUCAUCUGCUGAGACUCGUCCAACCACUGAUUGGGAUCUGCUGCGGCACCAUCAGAGUGGGUUUGGUGGUAUUAUGGCAAAAAAUCAGGAGAGAAAUGACUUGGGGGGGUAUUCACCUCUUGCAAGCAGGAAUUCUGCAGUUCAUGAUGUACCUGCCCAGCUUGGCAGCACUCGAGGUGAUUCACGUGAAACACCCAAUAAACAAGUCACAUUUAGUGAACCUGUUAGCACGAGUGAGAUGGAUGAUCCUUAUAUGGAAAGACAACAGAAUGAGAGGGAACCUUCAGCCAAUUGGGAUCCAGGAAACACUCCUUACACAACCACGCUUGAUGAUCCAAAUUCUUCAUAUUCUCCUUAUCUAGCACCAGUCCUUGAAGAACCUUCGUCAUCUUUUUCUGAGGCUGCAGAUGAUGAUCCAUUACCUGCUAUAGAGGGCCUCCAAAUUUCAGGCGAGGCUUUCCCAGGACAUGAACUUCAAGCAUGCGGAUUCUCUAUCAAUGGAACAACCAGUUGUAAUUUUGAGUGGGUGCGCCAUUUAGAGAAUGGGUCUGUUAACUACAUUGAUGGCGCAAAGCAACCAAACUACCUUGUUACUGCUGAUGAUGUUGAUGCCUACGUUGCUAUUGAAGUCCAGCCUCUGGAUAAUAGGAAACGCAAGGGAGAACUUGUUAAGGUCUUUGCCAAUGAGCACAGAAAGAUUACUUGUGAUCCUGGAAUGCACCACCAAAUAGAGAAAACUCUUUAUAGUGGUCACGCUUCAUAUAAAGUAUCAUCAUCGACUGGAUAUCUUGAUAUAUGGGAGCCAGCUACUUUAACCAUAAAGAGAGAAGGGUACAAUAUCAAGUGUAGUGGACCCAGUGGUGAUGUGGUCAGUGAAAAGUUUUCACCAAGUACACGGGUUGCUAUUCCCUAUGGAAAUCCAGCAGAAUUUUCAAUACUAAGUUCUGAUGAGGUAGAACGUCUCUUGCGGGUAGAUAACAAUGUAGAUAGUAGCUGUUCAAGAGAUACAAUUGUGCUUACCAUGAGAUUAUUUAUCAUAAGGGCUAGUGAGAAAAAGAAAGGAAGAAAGAGAAGUUUAUUCUUUAACAAGUGAAGUGGGGCAGGCAGGUUAUUCAAUGCUGUCCAGCAGUUCAGGCUGGCGGAGGGAGGGUGAAGUAUUUGGGAGUGAGCUAGGUAGGGUGUGUAAGUAAUACAUUGGUUUUGGGAGGGAUACAUUCUAUUUUUUUGGACAUUCUUAUUGUAGCCCAUGUAUUGCUGCUGCCGCUAAUCUUUAAAAGAAAAGUCAAUAUAUAUUCCAUGUGCGUAGGAGGCAGGGAAAGUUUUGAGGUUAUAAAUGAGCUUGAGUAA
Malania oleifera is the source of this 2894-nucleotide messenger RNA. RefSeq lists its product as uncharacterized. Lineage: Eukaryota; Viridiplantae; Streptophyta; Magnoliopsida; Santalales; Ximeniaceae. The transcript has 21 exons. Bases 520 to 2640 code for a protein of 706 amino acids. Gene Ontology annotation, cellular component: plasma membrane. The record is from RefSeq and is a predicted model, not a curated record.